Messenger RNA from Lagopus leucura (white-tailed ptarmigan), 8443 nucleotides. It is a transcript of the gene BDP1, whose product is annotated as B double prime 1, subunit of RNA polymerase III transcription initiation factor IIIB. The record is from RefSeq and is a predicted model, not a curated record. Gene Ontology annotation, molecular function: TFIIIC-class transcription factor complex binding. Bases 1 to 6516 code for a protein of 2171 amino acids. NCBI's taxonomy places the organism in Eukaryota, Metazoa, Chordata, Aves, Galliformes, Phasianidae. Gene Ontology annotation, cellular component: transcription factor TFIIIB complex. Gene Ontology annotation, biological process: RNA polymerase III preinitiation complex assembly. The transcript is spliced from 40 exons.
AUGUUCCGCCGAGCCCGCCUCGCCGUGAAGCCCAAUGUGCGGCCCGUUGGGAGGGGUGUCGGCGGCGCGGCGGAAGCGGAGCCGCAGGGCUCCCCGGCGGCUUCUAGGGAUGAGGCUCCGGCUGCCGAAAGCCGGCGGGCCGACAGUGAUGAGAAGACUAACAGCUCAAGUGAUGCUGGAGAAGCCAGUAAACCUACAGACAUGCCUACACAGAGAAGAAAACGGAUUUCCACUAUGCCCAAUCUUGUCAAACCCAGAGCUGGACCUUCAUCUGAUCUGCACACUGCAUCAAAACCACAAAGGCGAGCAUCACAGGUUCCUGAUGGCAGUGCUUCGCUUCAGAAGGAUUCUCCUCCAUCAGAGACAAGUCAUGUUGAAAGCUCUUCAAAGUCUCCCAUGCUACCUGAAAAGAAAACACCUGUGCCACAAGUGCCACAGUUUUCCCCACUAAAAAAAUCAAUGAACAAAGAGCAAAGUGUAGCUGCUCAAAAAAAUGACGAUACCUUGAAGAACAUACCCUCCCCUCUUAAGGAGAGGCCAACACAGGAAACAUCAGUGGCACAGGAGGAAAAGCUACCUCCAAAACCAUCUCCUGUGAAAGAGAAACGAAUAUGUUCUGACCGUGAAAGGAUCCUCAAAGCUCGGAAGUUAAGAGAAAUGCUUAAAGAAGAGCUGAAGAAAGAACGGAUGAAACAACUGAAACACAGGCCUCCAAUAAUUGAAGGGUGUUCUCCGCCAGAUCGCACUAAAAUGACCAUGAGAGACUUGAUAUACUAUCUACCAGAAAACAAUCCCAUGAAGUCUUCGUUAGCAGAAGAAAAGAGAACAGAAAAAAGUUCUGCACUGCAUCAAAUGAAAGAACAGGAAGAAAAAAGUACUCCUGAUCAUGAAGAGGAAGAUGAUGAGGAGGCAGAGAAUGGGGAGGAAAGUCAGGAUGGUCCACUUCUAGUUCCUCGUGUGAAAGUAGCAGAAGAUGGUUCAAUUAUACUGGAUGAAGAGAGUUUAACUGUAGAAGUUCUGAGAACAAAAGGUCCCUGUGUUGUAGAAGAAAAUGAUCCCAUCUUUGAACGUGGUUCUACAACUACAUAUUCCAGCUUCAGGAAAAGCUUUUAUACCAAACCAUGGUCAAAUAAAGAAACAGACAUGUUCUUUUUAGCUAUCAGUAUGGUUGGAACAGACUUCUCCUUGAUUGGACGAUUGUUUCCUCACAGAGCCAGAGCAGAAAUUAAGAACAAGUUUAAACGUGAAGAAAAAGCAAAUGGAUGGAGGAUAGACAAAGCUUUCAAAGAAAAGCGGCCCUUUGAUUUUGAAUUGUUUGCCCAGCUUCUUGAGAAGGUCUUGGCAGAUGAGGAAAAGAGGAGGCAGAAGACUGUUAAGAGCCAGAAGCCGAAGGAAAAGAAGCCACUGAGGCCUAAGAAGAAGACAAAAGCAAAAGUUGCCAACACAGAAACUGCAGAUAACCAAGAUGAUCUUCAGGAAGCCAGAAUUUCUGAUGCAGAAACAGAAGCAGAUACUGUGACAGCUGAGAAGGAGAAUAAGGAAUCGCUGGGGGCUGCUGAAGAGGCAGAAGAACAAGUUUCAUUAGAGGCAGCGUUGGUGAAUAAAAAAAGAAAAAGGAAGAGAAAAGAUGAUCCUGAACAGGAAGUGGAAAAUCAUCCAGAAGGGUUGGCUGUCCCUUCGGAAAUCCCUGAGGAAGGGAAAUCAUCUAAGAAAACAGGAAAAAAAAUGGUCAAUGAUACAAACGCUACUGGUCAUACUGUCUGCAGAGAAGACCUGGGCAGUGUUAUUGAAGAACAAGAUGAUCUACCUGCUAAGGAGGAGGAGAGAUCACUCUCCUUUUUAUCAGUGGACAUAACAGAGAGAGAAAGUGAUUUCAACUUACACAGCUUUCAAGAUAGCAAUGAUGUUAAACUAGCAUCAGAAGCUAGUAAACUAGGAAGCCCGGAUAUCACAGGUGAUACAUCACAGGAAAUUCAGCUUUCAGAGCGUCCAGUUUCAAGAACUAGAAGCAAAGACAGACAACUUGGAGAAGCUAGAGAAACAACAAAUGCAGACACAUGUGGUUUACAUAAACCAGAGGAAAAGCAGAAUGCAUCAGAAAGAGAUUCUCAGUCUCAACUAAUGAAAACUGAAAAGCCAGCAGAGAGGAGGCGCUUGCAAAAACCUAAACCCAAUAUAAUGAAGUUAUCUGGUAAGAAAGAAGCAGUAAACCAUGAGAAAAUGGAGGCUGAGACUUCCUCUCCAAAACUUGUGAACACUACUGAAAAGUGCUCUGAGGAAGACAGUGGCGGAAACAGAAGUGAAAUCACAGAAGCAGAAAGCAUGGAUUUGGGUACUCCUUCUGAAGAGCCUGAGAAAACUGUGUUUGCAGUAGCAAGAAUUAGAGGAAAUCGACAGAGAUUUAAGCCUAAUCUUACAAGGGCAUCUGGAAGAAAAGAGCAUGAAAACAACACAGAAAAUGAUAAGAUGUCCCAUCCAGAGUCUAAGGAAGAAACUGAAAAGAAUACUGACCGAAACACUAAGUUUGACGUUACCAGUGGAGAGGCUGCAGAAAAAGAUGAUAAAGUCUUGGAGAUGGUGUCUCAGUCUAAUGAAACAGCUGGUUCACAAGAAGACAGCAAAAAGAGUGUGCUGAAACCAGCACCUUUGAAAAGAGGCCGAGUGCAGAAACCAAAACCAAAUCUAGGAAGAUCUGUUGCAUGGAAAAAAGACCACAGACAUGAAAAAGAUCCUGAAGAGAAGGUUGAAGGUGGAGAAGCAGAAGGACAUGCAAUACACCAGGUGAAUGAAAGCAAUGGUUCAUGCUGCAAAAAUGAUAUGGUUGGUGCUCCCAAGAAAAGUCCACAGAAGCUAAAAGCUGUGGAAAAUGACAAAGGACCUUCAGAUGUCUUGAAAGAUGUUUCAGAUUUCAAUACAGGGGAGUCUGGUCCUGAGAACCAAGAGGACAAAACUGUUAUUUCUUCAGUUCAGUUACUGAGGAGUCGGUUCCAUAGACCAAAGCCCAAUUUCAGAACAACUAGUAGAAAAGAAGUGAUGGAUAUAAAUAAAGGUGUAUCACAAGAGGAUGCCAACAAGAAAGAAAGUUUGAUGCAGAGCAGUCAUGAAUGUUGCAUCCUUCUUGAUACAAAUAAAGCAGAAAACUGUGAUGUUCUGCAGUCAUUGGAAUCCUUAGGAAAAGAAAAGUCAGUUGGUCCUCAGGAUGCUUCUGAGAGCUCAAGCUUUAAGCCCCCAGACACACUUUCCGAAUCAGAGUAUGGCAAAUUGGAGGCUUGUCCACCUGUAAAUAACCAAAAUGACACCUCAAGUAUUAAUGCUGGCAUCGAUGGAACAAUCACAACUCAAGGUGAAGGUGAACAAGCACCUCUUCAACCUGUCCAAUUAGUGAGGAGUGGAUUCCAGAAGUACAAGCCCAACUUGGGAAAAGGUUUUAGAAGAAAAGAAUUGCAAAUACCAGAAAAUAAUGAGGGUAAAAAAUUUGAAGCAGACAACUUGGAAGUGCAAAAAACUGAGUCUGCUCAUCGUGUGUCUGCCAUUGGCAAAAAUGAAGCGGCACUGCAAGAAGGAAAUGUGCUGAGCAAUGAGGAACAGGCACAGGAAGAGGUGCCUCGGGUCCCCUGUAUUUCUGAAAACCUACUGUGUGAACAAAUCAGGUCUAAUGAAAAAUUAAGUUCUGGAGAAGAGAGUAAUCAAUGUGAUACAAAACCUUCACAGCAAGCAAGGGUAUCUGUCAGGAACCCAAAGCCAAACCUAACAAGAGCUCAUAGAAAAAGGGGUCAUUCUGAAGAAGAUAGAAACAGGAGAGAUGAAGACAGUGCUGAGACUAGAAAUACAGAAGAGCAUUUGUUAGAAAAAACAGGUGUAUCAGUGGAAAACUCCAGUAACACAGAAGAAGCAGCUUCCUUCACAGAGUCUACAAGAAAACAUGAUUUUACAGACUCUGUUGAGAAACCAUCCUAUAAAAGAAUCAGGCAGAAUAGUCUUCAGUCUCCAGAGAUACCAUUAGAGAACGAGAGUCAAGUAGAACAAGAAGAUUCUCAGCUUUCUGCACCUCAGCAAAAAAAAUCAGACGAUCAGAUGAGACAAUAUAGGAGGUCAUCAAAACAGACAGCAUUACCAAAACAUGGAUUGGAGCUAAGAACUGGUUCAUCUUCUGCCUCUGAAUGUGAGGCUGAUCCCUGUGAGACGGGGAAUCAAAGACAAGAAUUGAAAUCAAGUUUUACUAGAAACAAAAGCAUGAGAACUGCCCACAGAAAGAAACCUGUGAAGGAGCAGAGAAGUUCAAAAACAAGCAGCCUGGUGACCCUCCGGGCUUCUCAAGAAGAUGAGGAGGAAGCAAAUGACUUUGAGCCUGAUGAUGAAGAUGAAUGUUUUGCUCUAGAGGAAGUGAACAAAGCACCAGUGUUUGUUCCUGUAGGUCUGAGAUCUCCUAAGCCUAUUCCUGUUCAGAUAGAGGAAACGAUGGAAGAGCUGGAUAUAUCUGUGAAUAUCCCAGAUGUGCCAGUGGCUACUAAUGCAGAAGGUCUUUCUCAUGUAUCUGUCCAGCCAGUCAUACAGGAGGAGGAAAAAGGAAACACCUUACCAGCUGAAGCAACUGCGCAUGAAAGUCCAGAAGCAGACAAAGGAAUUAGUGAUGGAAGCACUGAAGCUGCCAUGACUUUACUUGCAAUGGGUGAUCCAACGUUCCAGUUAAAAGCAAGCACUGAAGAAUGGACAUGCAUGUUACCUGCACAAGAUGAACUCAACGUGGCCAAAAGCCUUGUGAGCCAGGACGACUCAGAUCAAAGCAGAGCUCCUAAUCACUAUGUCGUUUCUUCAGCGACUUCUGACAAUGUCCCUUGCAAGGAUGGAAGCAACAUUAAAGUAGAAGACCGAAGCACUGGUGCAGGAACAGGUGUUGAAGAAUAUUCUGAGAAAAAUGAAACAGAUGCCAGCAAUAACUCUCUGCCUAUGGUGAAUAGUAUGAGACUGAGAAGAGGCAGUCUCCAGAAGUCAAAUACAGGAGUACUGAAGUCUAAUGAAAGUAUAAUUCAGAAACCUCUUAAUACAAAUGUAGUUAUGGAGCAGUUAGACAGCAUUCAAAGUGAGUCCAUGGACUCGAGAGUUACUGCAGAAACACAGAAGGUGGAACAGGUCAGAGCUGGACCAACUUCAAGGGAUACUUCUGUGCUGCAGAACUUUGCAACUGGUAUGGAUCUCGUCAAGCAAAUGGACAACAAAGGGAGAACACAGAAAGAGAUGAAAGAUGCUUGUGGAACUUCUGGGAACUUGUCAGCAGAAUGUGAGAAAUCUCACGUUGGACUACAGGAUUAUCUGGAUGAAAGUUCUGUGGACAGACCAGCUGUUCAAAAUCCUGGUCCUGCCAAGGACAGUCAAUGUACAGGCAGCUUUGCUCAGAAUGAAACACGUGCUCAGGAUUGUGAACAGGAACAUAUAAGCAGUGCAGCAGAGACUUCAGUGAAUGAUGACCAUAGAUGUCCAGAGGAAGAAGAACAGACAUUCAUUUUAACAUUGGUGGAAAUCCUUGCUGACUCAGAAGAGUUCGAUACAUCUGCUUUGCAGGAACAAACUUCAGAGCCAUUACUGCCAGCACCGAUACUUAUCAGCCCAGUGAAAUCAAGUGCAACCAGGUUGGCUGAAGUGGAGAGCAUUGGAUCGUCAACAGCUGAGGCUGAUGAACGUGGUGAAUAUUCAAACAGCAGCGCGGAAACCAAACAACAGAGUGCUUCAGUAGAGCCUGCUCCAAGUUUGGUGCAGACAGCUCAAAAAAGGUCAGCUGCUGAGCCUGCAGAAGAUGUUUUUCCUGUUGUCAAGAAAACCGUAUCUACUCUGAUGGAGAGUAACAUGGAAGACCCUUGUGAGGGGUAUUCAAGUAAAUCCACAAAUACUCAAACAAGAACUUCUGGUAAUCCUUUUCAAAAACCAGGGGCUUCAGCAAAGAAAAAUGUGGUUACUUCUGCCUCGCUGUCUGAGUCUGUUUCACCAGUAGAUGAGAGAAGCCAGUGUGAAACUUCAGAGAAAGCAUCAUUUCACAAUUUAGCAUCCAGUCAAGAGGAGGUGACAUGUAGGUUAACCUCCAGCAGAACAGAAAUAAGUGAACAAGGAAAACUGGGAGAUAAACAUGAAGCAAACAUGAAGCAGUUGGAAUGUACUGAAAGUCUAACAGAAUCUUCAAAGACUCCAUUACUCAGAAAAAGUAGUUCUGAAUCUGCAGAAGAAAUUCAAAGGAAGAGAGGAAAGAUCCCAAACCCACAGACUGGGACCACAAAGCAAAGUCUGAAAAAAACAACUCCAUCUAAUAAGGAUGAUAGGGAAUCUUGUUCCUUUCCCUCCAGAAGCACAUCAUCAUUUGCGGAGCAUCACAGCGUAACUGCUGAUACUGUAGUUACGGCUCCACAUAAUGAGCCAUCCAAGAAGCCUCCCCAGUGUGCUGAAGAUCAAGAGAAGGAAGAGGAGCCAACCAAAAUCUCAGAGUAUUUUUUCAGUGACAUCUUCAUGGAAGUAGAUGACCCAGAAUAGCAAAGUGGCUUUCUAAAAAUGGUGGGAUCUUAGUACAACUAAAUAAGAAGUCAUUAUUUUUUAGGAAAACAUUACUUGUUUUAAUAUUAGUUAUGCCAAGUUUAGCAUCAGUUACUGUUAGUAACUUCCAUAAGGAUGGAAUCAUUUUCUUCUAAAUGGAUGCUUUCAAAAGGUUGACAUAAGCUAAACCACUUUGUCGGUAUCAUUGGACCAGAACAGUGGCUGUGGGAUUCAUUUUCACUUGUUUGGAUUUUGGUAAUGGGUGCAUGAUUGUCUUCCAGAAAAGUGCAAUGCAAAAUAUGCUUAUUCUUGUGACAAACUAUUCCUUUGAAUUUAAUGCUAAAGACUGUGAUACUGAUUAUACAAGUUUUUUACUUCUUUUUGUGAAGUAUGCUGUAUUAGUAUGUUAGGAGGGAAAACCUUUUAUUUACAGUGUAUUCUCUGUAGAUCAGGAUGCAAAUACUGAAAGUACCAUCAUAAGUUCUGUUCAACACUGCAGGUAUUUUUAUUAGCACCUCCAAAUUAUGUAUUUUUGUAUUUAAGAUGUCUUACAUAAGGCUUAAAAGACCCUAGCCUGAAAAGCCAAAUGACUUUAGCUGCUUUAAAAUGCAUAGAGGAAAAACCUGAAAAACAUUUAAUUUACACAGUGAUAACCUUUGGAACCGUCCUAUUGGAACGAGAGGAAGAGUUUAAUGUUUCUCAGUAUAAAUGCCAGUUUCCUUGUGUUGUGAUUUAACCCAGCAGGCAGCUAAGCACCACACAAGGUGGGAUGAGGAGAAUAGAAGUCGUGGGAUGAGGUAAAAACUCUUUACUAAGAUAGAAAAGUGAAGACAAACAUGCGCUAGAAGAUAAAUAUCUCCACAGUGCAACUACUCACCAGCCAACACCCAGCUAACAAUACAGCUGCCUGCUGACUGAUGCCCUGCUGGCAACUCAAGGUCUCAGUACCUGCCGACUGAUGCCCUGCAAACUACAAUCAGUGGCCCCUCCCCAGAUCUUUACAGCUUCUGCACGAUGUCAUGUGGUGUGGAGUAAACCCCUGGCUUCAUUCAGGCCAGCUGUCCUGGCUUCGUCCUGUGUGGUGUCUCUUCCCCACUGAGCCCUGGGAUUGCACACAUCUCUCAGCAAGAACCAUAGCUGUGCUAUCAACAUCGUCUCAGCUGGAACCAGGACAUCUUCUAAAUUUGAAAACAAAGGGGUUAGAUGGUGUUUCUUCUUGUUUCUGCAUGUAGGUGUAUAUGUCUGUAGUGAUGUCCUUUGUUGCAUUUAUUCAAAGCAGCACCAACAACUGGACUUAAACGACAGUGAGGAUGCUUUAAGGAUUUGCUACUUGGAAGCAGUUGUAUUUGAACAUUUUCCUCAUGUUCCACGUCUGCUUGUACUGAAACUCACCAUAAAAGUUUGGUGCAGCUUGAGAUUUUAGCUUUUUUUUUUUUUCUUGUGUAGGAAAAUUGUCUUGUUAAAAUACAAAAGUUCUUUUGAGUUUUCACAGGUAGCCACUGAGAGGUCAAGUAAUUCUUAAAUGUUAUUACACAAAAAAAGAGCAUGUAGAUGUAAGUAGUCCAGCUAUUUCUCCUGGGAAUUAUUAACAGCAAAUAUUUUUGCAAAAGAAAUUGUUAUAAUAGAGAAGUUUGAAUUGUAUUGUGCUCUGCAGAAACCCAUCUUCACCUUGGGGCUGGGUAAUAAUUUACUUGCAAAUGUUCUCAUGUAAUCAUUUACUGAAUUUUGAAAUACUUUGAGAAUGUUUGGCAGUGCUUAUGAAUGAACAUUUAAAACUUUGUCAAUAAUGAAAAAUACACAGAAAAACUACUGCUAUUGCAAGUUGCUGUAUUAGGAGACCUCUGUCAACCACAUUGCCCAGAGAGGCUGUGGAUGCCCCAUCCAUCCCUGGAGGUGUUUAAGGCCAGGUUGGAUGGGGCCCUGCUCA